Zerene cesonia (dogface butterfly) is the source of this 873-nucleotide messenger RNA. RefSeq lists its product as uncharacterized. Gene Ontology annotation, molecular function: dibutyl phthalate binding; odorant binding. Lineage: Eukaryota; Metazoa; Arthropoda; Insecta; Lepidoptera; Pieridae. The transcript is spliced from 10 exons. Bases 1 to 873 code for a protein of 290 amino acids. Gene Ontology annotation, biological process: olfactory behavior; sensory perception of smell. Gene Ontology annotation, cellular component: extracellular region. The record is from RefSeq and is a predicted model, not a curated record.
AUGGUUUUAAUGUUUUUAACUGGAAAUAACGUCUUGUCGUUGACUAGACAACAGAUAAAAAACUCGGGGAAGUUGUUGAAAAAAACGUGUAUGCCGAAAAACGACGUGUCUGAAGAUCAAGUGGGUUCUAUUGACCAGGGUAAUUUCAUUGAGGAAAGAAAUGUUAUGUGUUACAUCGCGUGUGUUUAUUCAAUGGGCCAAGUUGUUAAGAACAAUAAAAUAAACCAUGAUGCAAUGAUAAAGCAGGUGGAUAUGAUGGCUCCACCCGAAAUGAAAGAUCCUUUGAAGGUAGCGAUAGCAAAGUGCAAGGGAGUUGCUAAAAAACAUAAAGAUAUAUGCGAUGCAUCUUACUGGACCGCAAAGUGCUUAUAUGAAGCUGAUCCCCUUAAUUUUAGAAUCAGGAAAUGGACAGUGUUUAUUUCAUCUUUGAAUAGUUUUAAUACGAAAAUGGAACAAAAAGAUCUUUCGCUGCUGAUUUUAUUUAUUGUUAUAGCGUGCUCGGAUUCAAUGACUCGACAGCAAAUUAAAAAUGCCGCCAAACUUAUUAAGAAGAAUUGCAUGGGAAAGAAUAAUGUUACUGAAGAUUUAAUCGGAGACAUAGAAAAAGGAAAAUUUAUUGAAGAGAGAAGUGUUAUGUGUUAUAUAGCUUGCGUAUAUCAAAUGACACAGAUUGUUAAAAAUAAUAAGAUCAGCUAUGAAGCGUCUAUAAAACAAGUGCAGAUAAAUUAUCCUCCAGAGAUGAAAGAAGCGAUGUUAGUUUCCAUCGAACAUUGUAGAAGUACACCGAAGAAGUAUAAAGAUAUCUGCGAAUCAGCGUAUUGGACGGCUAAAUGCAUUUACGAAGACAACCCGGAGAAUUUCUUAUUUGCGUAA